This is a messenger RNA of Zychaea mexicana, 2372 nucleotides long. RefSeq lists its product as uncharacterized. The record is from RefSeq and is a predicted model, not a curated record. The transcript has 4 exons. NCBI's taxonomy places the organism in Eukaryota, Fungi, Mucoromycota, Mucoromycetes, Mucorales, Lichtheimiaceae. Bases 196 to 2016 code for a protein of 606 amino acids.
UGGGAGUAUCAAAUACGAUAUGCGUGCAGAAUGAAACACCAAAAGAAACACCAGAAAGCAUCGCCUUUAUCAUGUUACUGGGUCUUUCGUUUUCAACAUCCGAUUACCUUUUUUUAUACAACGGGAAAACCGGCAAAUACAGAGUUGGCAUAACACAAUUCUCCCCCCCACCUCCCCUUUUUGCAACACAAGGCAAUGGGGCGAGCAGCUAUCCACUGUUUACAAAUAUUAGCGGCAGUGAUACUUCUGCAAGCCCUCCUCUUCAUAUCUACAACCUCCUGUAUUGCAGAAUUAGAACAUCCUCCACUACCACUAUCGGCAUCUCCUUCUUUGUCCAGGCACAUUGUCCCCCGAGAUCCAACAACGAGUUUAGCAGAUCCCGUCGCAGCCACCGCAUCUCCCGCCAACCAAGACGACGGUGAUGACGACGAAGACGCACUUGAUGACAGUGACGAAGAAGCAACACCCACCACAACUACUACCGCUUCACCGCCAUCAACUUCUUCACCACCGCCGUUGGAAACCAAUGUCACUGGCACAAAUUACACAGUGAGGCUUAAUUGUGAUGAGAGCUACGGGGAAUUUUGCGAAAAGGUCCGUGGCGCAGCUGUAGACGCAGUUAGGGAGCUUAUCAAUGUUGUUAAAUUUGACAACGACAACAUAACUGUUCAGCUCAAUUAUACCAGUUUUUGCGAGAAAGAAUGUGCCAAUGAUACCUUGGGCUGGGGAGCCCCUGCUUCGCAGUUUAUCAUGCUGCCAGGCGACCCUAUCGACACAGAUUACUUAUACCCUCAAAUCCUCGCAAAACAAUUUGAACAACGAACGUCAGAAUGGGCCGAUCACGAUGUUUAUGUUGAAAUCAAUCAUGAUGCAUAUAUGAGUGCAGUAGACUACGAUGCCGCCGAGGAAGCUGGUUGGAACGGUACAGGUGUUCCUCCUCGCGGAAAAUAUUGGUUCAAGGACGAAGGGCCAAUCCUAGACUAUCAAAUCGAUAUGACUUACAUCGUUCUCCACGAAAUCCUUCAUGGAGUAGGUAUCAUUAGCUCGUGGGGUGCCUAUUUCAUUGAAAACUCUCCUCUUCACCAAUUAAUUCGCCAAUUAAUCGGCGACUUGUUUGAGGAGGAGGAACUACGUUUGGUGACACCGAGUCCGUCAUCAACCGUACUGUAUGGCGCGGGACCAGUCUUUAUUACCGGUUUUCAACGCAACAUGCUCUUUGACAAGUACCUCAACGUCGACUACACCAAUCUUAACGAAACCAAUCGCGUCAGUCUGAAAGACUUUGGUCUUGAUAUGCUCAAUUUUUGUGUUCAGGACAACGAUGCAUUCAUCGUCAACUUUGUGCGCAAAUUCUUGACAGAAGAAAAUAUAUCGAGACAGUCAGCGCAACUUUAUGGCGCCUUUGCCAUUGCUGGCACAGUGACGUUUGAUUUCCCCCUUUCGUCGAGUAACAAGAGCAUAUUCAACACCAAUUCAUAUUUGAACGAAACGUAUCGACGCAUGACGUUAUUGACAGGCGACAGUAUCAAUAAUGGGCCACCUGAACACUUUAGCGCUAGCAACAAUCGUCCGGACAUGAUGAUUUCGCACUUGUCCGGCGAGUAUGCAUCAACGCCUGAUUUCAUCAUGACUGAUUCGUUCAGAACAGGGGCCACACUGCCUCAAUUGAUUGACAGUGUUUACAAUGACACGCCGAUUGUCAGCUAUACCGAAGAGUUGGCCAACGGUACCAUUGUCACGCAUGUCUAUCGAUCGCCUAUUGGUCCUGGUAUAUUGCGUAUGCUCGGUUCCAUGGGCUACUCAACUGUCUUGAAGCGGACGAAUUAUAAUACUACUUUGGACGAUAGCAAGAGUUCGGAAAAUGAUAGCAAGGAUGAAAAGUCAUGCCGAUUAAAUCGCAGCUAUUCACGGAGACGUAAUAGCAACAGCAGUGCUGCUGUCUUGCUCGCACCAAGCAGGGGGAUCUUCAUGCUACCUGUAAUAUUAUCACUACUACUGCCACUACUAUACUACUAGCACAAACGAUCACCACCACUACUAGCUUUCGUUCACUUUUCCUCUGGUUUAGACUUUACUCUCUCGUCUCUCUUUGUUCUUCAUUUGUAGCAUAUUCUUAGUUUCACUCUUCUUUAUUUUCAUUCAUUCUAAAUUCAUUUCUUUGUUCAUAGUAGUUUUCACUUUGUUACCUUCUCACCCAUUCACCUUCUCUUAUACUGUGCAUUUUUUUUUUGCUCUUUAUCUUUUCCUCUCUCUCCUCCUUAUCUCAAUUCGUUUUUCGACUAAAUGUGCCCAUGUUGAUCCCCGUCAACAUGCAAUUAUAGUACAUAGCAGCAGAAAAGAAAAAGUAAAAAGAGAGUCAUCAUUAUUAGCAU